AUGAAGGUGAAAUACCAAGGGAACGAGAAGGUGAAGAAAGCUCAGUUGAACAGACUAAGAAGAUCAUUUGAAGUUUUGAUGAUGAAGAAUGGUGAAUCUGUUACAGAUUACUUCGGCAGGGUUAUGGUGAUAGCCAAUGAGAUGCGAAAUUGUGGAGAACAUAUGGAAGAUGUCAAGAUUGUAGAGAAGAUCUUGUGGACGUUAACAGAGAAAUGGAAUUAUGUUGUCUGUUUGAUCGAGGAAUCUAAGAACAUAGAUGAAUUGUCGGUAGAUGCAUUGCAAAGCUCCUUGCUGGUGCACGAACAAAAAUUUAAGAGAGACAACGAAGGAGAUGAAGAACAGGCGUUGAAUAUCUCAUUAGAAGAGAGGCAAGGGAUAUGA
Messenger RNA from Cynara cardunculus var. scolymus (artichoke), 381 nucleotides. RefSeq lists its product as uncharacterized. The record is from RefSeq and is a predicted model, not a curated record. Lineage: Eukaryota; Viridiplantae; Streptophyta; Magnoliopsida; Asterales; Asteraceae. The transcript has a single exon. Bases 1 to 381 code for a protein of 126 amino acids.